GAAGCUUCUCCAGUACCUAAUACUCUUGGUUCCAUUACAUCAUUCCCUGUGUUACAGAGCUGCGCUAAUUUCGCUGCUGCUGCUUAUAUUAAUUCUCCUCUUCAAAAUUGGAACUGUGGAGACAUCUGUAUGGCAAAUGCGGGUACCCAAUUGGUUAAAGAAUUUAAAAACGAACGGCUUAACACAAGGGGUUUCAUAGCCACGCAUCCAGAAAAAGAAUUAAUCAUCGUAUCAUAUAGAGGAACGCAACCAGGAAGUAUCAGAAAUUACAUUACUGACUUUGUCAUUUAUCAAGAUACUUAUUCUCCUAAACCUGAUACCAAGGUACACCAUGGAUUUCUUAAUGCUUGGGAACAAAUUCAACCCCAAGUUACUGAUGAUCUUAUAAAAUUAAUCCAAGAAAAUCCCGAUUUCAGGAUCGGAUUUAUGGGUCACAGUUUAGGUGCACUUGCUACAUUCUCGGCAUUAGAUCUUAUAGAAAAGAAACCAGAUUUAGCUAAUAAUGAAAAAUUGUUUCUUGCUACAUUUGGUCAACCAAGAAUUGGUGAUGAAAAGUUUGCUAAAUAUGUUGAUGAAAACAUAAGAGCAAUAAGAACUAUAGUUCGUGGUGAUCCAGUUCCUCGUUUACCUACAUCAUGGCCAAUUCCAUUUAUUGGGUCCUACAAACAUUUUGGUGAAGAAUUAUAUAUAAAUAAUCCUGAUCAAGAUCCAUCUGCCUUUAUUGAAUGUAAUGCUGAAGAUCCAAAUUGUUCUGAAUCGGUACCUCUUCGACAGUUAAGCCUAAAAUAUCAUUCGGGUCCCUAUUAU
Rhizophagus irregularis DAOM 181602=DAOM 197198 is the source of this 807-nucleotide messenger RNA. Lineage: Eukaryota; Fungi; Glomeromycota; Glomeromycetes; Glomerales; Glomeraceae. The record is from RefSeq and is a predicted model, not a curated record.